Messenger RNA from Geodia barretti, 303 nucleotides. Lineage: Eukaryota; Metazoa; Porifera; Demospongiae; Tetractinellida; Geodiidae. The record is from the annotation of a GenBank genome assembly.
AUGGGUUUAUAUGUUAUGUUAAGUACGCUGACCGAUGAGGGGCGCAGAACGGUCAAGGAACGCCCGGCAAGGAUAAAAGAGGUAAAUCGGGAAGUAGAGUUGAUGGGCGUACAGGUGCUGGCCCAAUACGCGACCCUGGGGCCUUACGACUUCAUCAACAUUGUGGAAGCCCCGGACACCGCAACUAUAAUGAGAGUUUCGGUGGAGUUGGGGUCUCGUGGCACCAUGCAAGUGACUUCCUUGGCCGCCAUGAACUUGGAGGACUACAUUGCAAUGGUGGCGUCGCCGUCAUCCUUCCAGUAA